Homarus americanus (American lobster) is the source of this 3555-nucleotide messenger RNA. Its product is annotated as collagen alpha-1(I) chain-like. Bases 1 to 3555 code for a protein of 1184 amino acids. Lineage: Eukaryota; Metazoa; Arthropoda; Malacostraca; Decapoda; Nephropidae. The record is from RefSeq and is a predicted model, not a curated record. The transcript has 9 exons.
AUGCAAACUGGCCCGGACAGUGCUACCUGGGGCGCUGCCAUUUGCCCUACUAGGUACAGCGCCCUCAGCGGCUCUCCCAGGAGUGUCGGCGCUCCCAGAGGCCCUCCCAGAGGCGACGGAUCUUCAGAGGAUCCUUCCAACGGCGACUGCGCCCUCAGGGGCCUGCCCAAAGGCAGUGGCACCCUCGGUAUCCUACCAGAGACCGCGGCGCCUAAAGGGCACUUUCAGGGACGGCAGUGCCCCGGGGGCCCUACCGAGGGUUACACAGCGUCCCCAGGGCCUUCCCGGGAACCGCUCAGGGUGCUGAGGCUCUCCCGGAGCCAUCUAGGGGCAGUGUCCUUGUAUGGAGUCUCCAGGGAUAUCAUCCUCCUCUUGGGACCUCCCAGAGGCGGUGGAGUCCCCAUGGGCCCUUCCAGGAGACCUCCAGGGGUGGUGACGCCCCAGGGGCCUUCCCAUGGAGCCGUCUCCAGAGGCAGUGUCCCGAGCCCCAGGGAGCCCUCUGAGGCAGUGUCGCCUCUAUUCGCUACCGAGAACAGUGUUGCCCCUGGAGACCACCCACAGGCGGUGACGUCCCAGGGUCGCUUCAGGGGCAGUAGCGCACACAGGGGCCCUGCCAGUGCAAAAACAACAACCCCCCGAAAAGCCUUUCCAAGGACAGUGCUACCUGGGGCCUGCAUUUUGCCCUACCAGGUACAGCGCCCUCAGCGGCUCUCCCAGGGGUGUCCGGCGCUCCCAGGAGCCCCUCCAGGAGCGACGGAUCUUCUAAUGAUCCUUCCAACAGCUGCGCCCCAGGGAGCCUGCCCAAGGCAGUGGCACCCGCAGUAUCCUACCAGAGACCGCGGCGCCCAAGGGCUUUCCAGGGUUCAGCAGCGCCCAGGGCCCUACCAGGGACGGCGGCAUCCCAGGGCCUUCCCAGGGACGUCUCCAGUGCUGGGAACCCAGGGCCCCUUCCUAGGGGCAGUGUUGCAUCUAUGUGGACUCUCCCGGGGACAUCAUCCUUCCACAGGGUACCUCCCAGGGCGUGUCCCCCAAGGCCUUCCCAGAAUUGCCUUUCAGGGUGCCUGGGGCUGCGGGCCGCUUUCAGGGGCAGUGUCACCUGUAUGGACUCUCCCAGGGGACAUCAUCCACCCAGGGACCUACCCAGAGACAGUAGACAAUUACUACAGAGGCCCUGCCAUUUGCCCUACCAUGUACAGCGCCCUCAGCAGCUCUCCCAGGGUGUCGGCGCUCCCAGAGGCCCUCCCAGGGGCGACGGAUAUUCAGGAUCUUCCAACGGCGGCUGCGCCCCAGGGAGCCUGUCAAAGGCAGUGGCACCCUCGGUAUCUACCAGAGACCGCGGCGCCAAAAGGGCCCUUCAGGACGGCAGCGCCCCAGAAUUUCUGGGGACUGCAGCAUCCCAGGGCCUUCCCAGGGCCGUCUCAGUGGUGCUGGGGCUCCCAGACUUCCCUUCCUGGGGGCAGUGUCGUCAUAUGGACUCUCCAGGGACAUCAUCCACCCCAGCGGACCACCCAGAGGCGGUGGAGUCCCCACGGGCCCUCCCAGGGACAGCUGCGCUCCCAGUGGCCCCUGCUAGGGUCAGCGCCGCCCCAGGGUCCUUCCAGCAGCGGUGGCUCCUUCACGAGUCUCACUGAAAGCGGUGUACCCCCAGGGGAGACCUCCCAGGGUGGUGACGCCCCUGAGGCCUUCCCAUCGACCCACUGCCCUACAGGGACAGUGCUACCUGGGGCCCUGCCAUUUGCCCUACCAGGUACAGCGCUCUCAGCGGCUCUCCCAGGUGUCGGCGCUCCCAGAGGCCUCCCAGGAGCGACGGAUCUUCUAAUGAUCCUUCCAACGGCAGCUGCGCUCCAGAGGCCUGCCCAAAUGCAGUGGCACCCGCAAUAUCCUACCAGAGACCGCGGUGCGCCCAAAGGGUUUUUCCAGGGACGGCAGUGCCCCCAGGGCCCUACCAGGGACGAGCGGCAUCCCCAGGGCCUUCCCAGGGACGUCUCACGAGUGCUGGAGAACCCAGGGCCCCUUCCUAGGGGCGGUGUUGCAUCUAUGGACUCUCCGGGACAUCAUCAUCUCCCAGGCUGCCCUACGGGACAGUGCUACCUGGGGCCCCUGCCAUUUGCCCUACCAGGUACAGCGUCCUCAGCGGCUCUCCCAGGGGUGUCGGCGCUCCCAGAGGCCUCCCAGGCGACGGAUAUUCCAAGGAUCCUUCCAACGGCGGCUGCGCCCCCAGGGGCCUGUCCAAAGGCAGUGGCACCCUCGGUAUCCUACCAGAGACCGCGGCGCCCAAAAGGGCCCUUCCAGGGACGGCGGCGCCCCCAGGGCCCUACCAGGGACUGCGGCGUCCCCAGGGCCUUCCCAGGGGCCGUCUCAGUGGUGCUGGGGCUCCCAGGGCCGCUUCCUAGGGGCGGUGUCGUCUGUAUGGACUCUCCCGGGGACAUCAUCCACCCCAGCGGACCUCCCAGAGGCGGUGGAGUCCCCACGGGCCCUCCCAGGGACAGCCGCGCCCCCAGUGGCCCUGCUAGGGUGGCGCCACCCCAGGGGUCCUUCCAGCGGCGGUGGCUCCUUCAUGAGUCUCGCACAAGCGAUUGGGUGCCGGCGCUCCCAGAGGCUCUCCCACAGGCGACGGAUCUCCAAGAUCCUUCAACGGCGGCUGCGCCCCAGGGCCUGCCCAAAGGCAGUGGCACUGCGGUAUCCUACCAGAGACUGCGGCGCCCAAAAAGGCUUUUCAGGACGGCAGCCCCCAGGGGCCUACCAGGGACGGCGGCAUCCCCAGGGCCUUCCCAGGAGACCUCUGAGGAGUGCUGGGGAACCCAGGGCCCCUUCCUAGGGGCGGUGUUGCAUCUGACUCUCCCGGGGACAUCAUCCUCCCCAGGGUACCUCCCAGAGGCGGUGGCGUCCCCAGGGCCUUCCCAGGGGCCUUUUCAGGGGUGCUGGGGCUCCCAGGGCCGCUUUCUAGGCAGUGUCACCUGUAUGGACUUCUUCGGGACAUCAUCCACCCCAGGGGACCUACCCAGAGACGGUGGACAGUGCUACCUGGGGCCCCGCAUUACUACUAGGUACAGCGCCCUCACCGGCUCUCUCCCAGGUUGCGGCGCCCAGAGGCCCUCCAGAGCUGGAUUCCAUGAUCCUUCCAACGGCGACUGCACCCAGGGGCCUGCCCAAAGGCAGUGGCACCUCGGUAUCCUACCAGAGACCGCUGAGCCGAAAGGCCCCUUCAGGGGGGCAGCGCCCCAAAGCCCUUCCCAGGGACUGCAGCGUCCCCAGAGCCUUCCCAGGGGCCGGCUCAGGGGUGCUGGGGCCCCAGGCCGCUUCCUAGGGGCGGUGUCGCCUGUAUGGAGUCUCCCGGGGAUAUCCUCCUCCUCACGGGACCUCCCAGAGGCGGUGGAGUCCCCACGGGCCCUUGCAGGGACAGCUGCGCCCCCAGUGGCCCUGCUAGGGUCGGCGCCUUCCCAGGGUUCUUCCAGCGGCGGUGGCUCCUGCACGAGCCCGGAACAAGCGAUUUUACCCCCAGGAGACCUCCCAGGGGUGGUGACGCCCCCUGAGGACUUUCCAUCGACCCAUUGA